This is a messenger RNA of Symbiodinium necroappetens, 333 nucleotides long. The record is from the annotation of a GenBank genome assembly. Lineage: Eukaryota; Dinophyceae; Suessiales; Symbiodiniaceae.
AUGGGCCUCGCUGACGCACACAGCCUGGCAUGUGAUAUGUCCAUACAACGCAACGUGGACGCCGCACCUGAAAUCAUCGCCUACACCCUCCUGGAACUGACAUAUGACCUCCGCAUGCUCGUGCACAUCUCCCAGACCAGCAAGACUAUGUGGCUCCGUUGCAGCCAAGUUCUCAGGUCAACUAGUCGCGCCGUGGACGGCAACGCCGCGGAAACACCCAUCGACAUCAAGAUGUACCUGUUCAACAAGCGUAUGCACACGUGGUACCACCAUGAGCUCACGUACCAGCAAUACAUGGACCUCCAGGUACGCGAACUCCUACAAGUGCCAUAG